UUCAACUUGCAGCACGAAUGUAAUUCCGCGAGGCAUGCGGUGCCUUUGAUGUUAACAGCCAUAACCGGGUGACGGAAGUGUUAGCGUUUCUGGCCAAGGAUUUAGCAUAAAAAGACGUUUGGUGGCGCCGUGAUCAGAAGUUCCCUCGUAGCACGUGCUCUGCGACAGUUGAAAGGGGAGAUUGAAACGUUACUCCAGUAUUCACAGCAUAGUUUCAGCUUUACCGAGACAUCACCUCUGUUAACCAAUAGUAAUAGACAAUAUUAUAACUCAUUUUAAUUCUGUUAUAGUUGAUAUCGAAACGCAAAUUCUUAAAUUAUUUUGACCGUUUGGUUUAGCAAUGACAUUUCUUGGACGGACAAUACUGAUAAUAACCUGGAUACCCGUUGCUUUCACGGUCACUGUUACACCUCUUUCUAGGGUAGAUAAUGGUCAGUUUCAAGGUCCCAGUAUUCGCCUGACACGCUGGGCUGAAGCAGCGGUGAAUUUUGUUCAGAACCUCAACUGUACAGAGGUUUUCUUGACCAGGGAGCGAGAAUGCCGAAAACUAGUCCAAGUUCCGAGGGAUCAGAUGAACUUGUACGCCGCCGGUCCCAUAUCCAGAGGUCGGUUGGCUGCCGUCCUUCCCGAUGGAGCUCUCAGUCGGUCAGGUGCACAUAACGUGGUCUUAGUACUUGACCCUUAUCCUCGUGCCAGCUUCGGACAUCUUGUAGUAGUUUUCUUUUUGGACACGUUAUGGUCAGAGCUUCAGUGCCAGGUAAACGGAGGGUUUUAUAUCGGACAAGGUGACUGUCUCUCCUUAGCUCUCAAAAAUCGUUGUCAUAACCUUUUGGGGCGGAGACCAAGACGAAGGAACCUGGUGCGUCGGUGUGAAAUUAACUUUCUUCCAUUUGUCCACCUAGCUGACCAUCCUCCUCGAGGUCAAGAGGACCAGCUACUCACGUGCUACGACAAUAUACCAGGGUUUGCUUCGUGUCCUUCUUUCCGCCCAGAAAAUGAGACCACUCAGCUUGCUUGUGACCCGUUGCACGUGAACACACAACGGUGUAGCACGACGCACGAGACAGUACACACCCGCUGCCGAAUUUCGGAGAUCUGUGAUCAAGCUGUGUUACUAUCGGGUGGUUGGAAUCGUUUGUCCAGUAAUCAAGAAUCUCUGAAUGAUCUAAAGUCUGUCUUCCAGAUGCUGAGGAACGUUGGCUUCCCAAAGAGAAACAUUAAGGUUUUCUUCGCUAACGGAGCCGAGAACUUUCAAGUGCUAGGAGGAGAAAGCCACCCUCUGUACCCAUCUGUGUUUAAACUGGCACUGCGAUACCACGUGAAGAAACUUUGUGAAUCCCCUCACUGUGUAGACACGUUGGUGUUAUAUCUAAACAGUCCAGCAAUGAACGACGGAAGUAGCCUGCUGUGGGACACUGAUGGAAAUGGACAGGUGGGAGAAGACGAAACAUUCACAGUGGGAGAGAUAAUGGUGGAUCUGGAGAACUGUACAGCUCGCCAAGUUUUCAUCAUUGCUGACCAGAGCUACUCGGGUCAACUGAUCAAGUCUUUUAACCGUUCCACGAGACACAAUAACGUCCAGGUUUUCACCAGCGGUAAAGAGCGAGAGUAUUCUUGGCAAGUAGAAUUGACCAAACAUUGGGUCAGUUUUGGGCAUCAACACUCCUGCGUGAGCCAAGUAUACCAAGUGAGUUGAACAGUAGAUAAAAACAUUUAAAUCAAACUGGUUUUAGGAUAAUCCAACACCAACACAUUUUCAAAAACGUCUGGUCAAGCAAACUGAUGCUCUGGAAAUAACUUUAAAUGUUAUUUUAAUGGCUAGCCACAAUAAAAUAUUGUUCUGCACUGUAAUAUUUAAAACAUUAGUUGUAGGCUUCUGUUUAUUGAAGUUUAAGUCAUACACGUUUUAAAUCUUUUAGUUAGUGCUAGCUAAAAAAUAU
Molecule: messenger RNA, 1940 nt
Organism: Limulus polyphemus (Atlantic horseshoe crab)
Lineage: Eukaryota; Metazoa; Arthropoda; Merostomata; Xiphosura; Limulidae
Exons: 5
Coding region: 341-1696 (451 amino acids)
Source: RefSeq, a predicted model, not a curated record